Molecule: messenger RNA, 1150 nt
Organism: Pectinophora gossypiella (pink bollworm)
Lineage: Eukaryota; Metazoa; Arthropoda; Insecta; Lepidoptera; Gelechiidae
Product: P protein-like
Exons: 8
Coding region: 4-1065 (353 amino acids)
Biological process (GO): transmembrane transport
Cellular component (GO): membrane
Source: RefSeq, a predicted model, not a curated record
UCCAUGGUGCUCUACUGCAACAUGGGGGGUGAGCUGGAUACCGAAUACAACUACGUGAACUACAACAUCAUGAAAGGCCCUGAACAUUGGCAAGCGACUGAGGAAGCAUUUGCGGAUAUCAAGUUUCACCAGAAGAUGAUGCCAGGGGUCAUCAUAGCAGCAGCAGCCACUGCUGUAUACCUCGUCUUCGUCUUCGCGUUGCUGAAACCACAUAAAUACUCAAACCCAGAGGCUGGAGAGCUCAUCCAUCGACAGACACUCCUGCGCAUUGCUGCUUCUAGCAUCAACAGGAACAGCAGGAACUGGGACUCUAUCAGGAAUCAGCUGGUGGAGUGGCACCACGAGGUGGACCAGGAGAGGCUGCGCAGGCUGGCUGAUGAUGGACCGGCGUCCCCUAGACAACGCUUCAACAAGAUUACCGAUUACACUCUCCUUAUGAAGGUCGGGCUUGCCAUCGCUAUAUUCUGCGCGAUUUUCUUUGUAAGGCGGUAUCGCUUGUUCGGGUUAGGUGGAUUGUCAAUAGCUUUGAUAGUGGUGGCCUGUAUGGGAUAUCUGUUAAUACUUUUGAACCCGCCAGACAUGAACAGUCUACUUAGGAGAUUCCAAUGGGUGACAAUCAUUGGAUUGAUUUCUAUAUUUUUCAUAGAAAGGUCUCUUGAAACGAUGCGCUUGAAUAAGAGAAUAUUUCAAUUUCUAUGGUCAACGGUCCCCGCGGACAAAGCAGCUGUCCCUUUCACCGUUAUGAGGUACCUGCAAUGGAGCUCUUUCGCGUUCAGCGCAAUUUUCAACAACUUCGGUGCGGUGACCACGAUGCGGAAGGUGGCCGUACGGUUUGGAGACAUGUUACCUGAUCGACUGACAGACAUGGUGUAUGCAGUCACCUUCGGUUGUAACGUCGGAGGGUCAGCGACUGCCCUGGGCACCGGUGUGGCGAUCGCGUGUCUGGCUUCAGCCUCCCAACAAGGAUACCACAUCAGCGGCUGCAAGUACAUGAUCUUCAUGCUGCCAAUAACCCUGAUCAACAUGAUCUGUGUCUACUUCAUCUGGGCUGGGGUCAUAGGCUAAACCAUGAUAUAAGAAGACCACUAGGCUCUGCACGGCAACCGCGCCGCGCGCGGCGCGAAUUAUAUUGAGCGCUUGGACCAAUAGG